Messenger RNA from Gossypium arboreum, 669 nucleotides. RefSeq names its product 60S ribosomal protein L26-1-like. Gene Ontology annotation, biological process: ribosomal large subunit biogenesis; cytoplasmic translation. The coding region runs from base 70 to 510 and encodes 146 amino acids. The transcript has a single exon. Gene Ontology annotation, cellular component: cytosolic large ribosomal subunit; ribosome. Gene Ontology annotation, molecular function: RNA binding; structural constituent of ribosome. Lineage: Eukaryota; Viridiplantae; Streptophyta; Magnoliopsida; Malvales; Malvaceae. The record is from RefSeq and is a predicted model, not a curated record.
AUAUUCUACCAAACUCCAUUUCCAUACUUUCGAGGAGGAAGAACCGAACGACAACCUGCCGCCGCAACAAUGAAGUACAACCCGCGUGUCUCCUCCUCUCGCCGCAAGAGCCGAAAGGCCCAUUUCACAGCACCUUCUUCCGUCCGCCGCGUCUUAAUGAGCGCACCCCUCUCAUCCGAUCUGAAGUCCAAGUACAACGUCCGGUCUAUGCCGGUGCGCAAGGAUGACGAGGUCCAAGUGAUUCGUGGGACCUACAAGGGACGGGAAGGGAAAGUGGUUCAAGUGUACCGCCGCAAAUGGGUGAUCCACAUCGAGCGCAUCACGCGCGAGAAAGUGAACGGUUCCACCGUCAACGUUGGGAUCAACCCAUCCAAGGUUGUCAUCACCAAGCUGAGGCUGGACAAGGAUAGGAAGUCUUUGCUGGAUCGUAAGGCUAAGGGACGCGUCGCUGCUGAUAAAGAUAAGGGGACUAAGUUUUCAGCUGAGGAUAUAAUGCAGAGCGUCGAUUAAGGUUGUCUUUUUUCUUUUCGUUUCUUUUUUUUUUUCCCUUCUCAAUCACGUGUUUUGCAACUGUUGAAGUUUUAGUUUUAUGGAGUUUUUGUCUUGUUUUGUUUUUAUGUUAUAAAUGAGUAAUACAAGGAAGAAUGUGGGAUUUGGUAGGCUUGAUAA